Molecule: messenger RNA, 963 nt
Organism: Amphimedon queenslandica
Lineage: Eukaryota; Metazoa; Porifera; Demospongiae; Haplosclerida; Niphatidae
Exons: 7
Coding region: 1-963 (320 amino acids)
Source: RefSeq, a predicted model, not a curated record
AUGUGUGACUGUGCAUCUAAUGUUAGCAAUGAAUCAACUGAAGAUGAAGUGAAACAAAAACCAAAUAAGGACAAAGCUUUAAUUCAAAAUGAUGUACUGUAUACUGGAAUGAUGUAUCAUGAAGAAAAGAAAGUUGGUUACUGGAGGGUAAUAUAUUCUGUAGUUAGAGAUUUGGAAGUACUUAAACAAUACAUUAGUACAAAUCAUCCUAAUGCUGAGCUUGGUAAUGACGUUGACUUUUUCAAAUUUUCUGAACCAAAUGGGAAACUUUUGUUGCUUUUAGAAACUACUCAACUACAGUUAGGAUGGACUGUUGAUCCUGACAGAGAACCAAUGGAGUUAUUUCAGUCUACAAUUGAUCAUUUUCCAUUGAACCCAUUGUACUCAAGCUGCAGUAUGUCAGUGUAUGCUAAACCUGGUAUUGCUCAGGAUCCACUUCAUUGUCCUAUUAAAUUAACUGGAAUAGAUCCUUCAAAAAUUGUCUACAUCAACAAAUCACCUCCUGCUCUUCCUCCAUCAAUGAGUCCUACUACCUCAUCCUCCUCUAAUGUAGUACAUGAAUCAACGUCACUAUCAUCCACUAGAGGAGCUAGUCCAUCAGCUACUGUUGAUGUCAAUAAAGUAAAGAAAGUGAUUGAUGAUGUUCUUGUAUCUCAUUAUGCUGAUCUCAAUUCUCUUAAGACGUCUCUCUCAGAUCUUGCCAGUCAGUUAUAUGCAGCUCAUCUUAUUAGUGAUGAAGUCAGAGAGACUCGUAGCAUGGAAAAGUUUAUUACAGAGUUCAAGGCUAGUCUUAGUUUUAAGAGGAAGUUACCUCAAGUGCAGGAGCACUGUCAAAAGUUCUUAAGCUCAUUCAUUGCUGUAAGAGGCAGUUAUGCUGAUGCAGCAAUAGCUUUAGGUGAGGACUGGAUUGAAGCUAUUAGAAAUGAACUGGGACUUGAUUUUAAUAUUAAUAUUGAUGCUUGA